Prorocentrum cordatum is the source of this 438-nucleotide messenger RNA. The record is from the annotation of a GenBank genome assembly. Lineage: Eukaryota; Dinophyceae; Prorocentrales; Prorocentraceae.
GCAGACCGCGCGGGGAUGGCGCAGGCCUUCCGCGACGUGGAGAUGAGGGGGCUGGUCAGCAAGGUGGAGGCAUCGGACGCGAACGAGAGGCGCGCCCGGGAUCCCGAGAUAAACGCGGCGGAAGAGGCCGCGCCCGCGAUCCAGGGCGCCGCCGGGGCGCGGGCCGUCGCCCGACAGAAGGCCGCCCAGGAUGUCUGGUCAAUGGAGGCGAACGGUGCGAAGAUCGAGAGCGAGGCUCAGGGGGCGCCGCGGAAUGCCCGGGCCGAGAAGAUCGCCGCGGAGGCAUCCGCCUUCCGCGCUGCGCGGCAGAGCACGGCGAUGGCGAAGAUGGCUGGGAAGCCGAUGGCAGACGCCCGACAGGAGGCGGGGAUGCUGGCCGAAACGGCCAGCUCGACCUGCGUUCGGGCGGCCGCGGAGGCACGGGGCGCCCGGGGACAA